AUGUCGGGCCUGGCGCGUGCGCGGUUCUUUGCGCUACACCUCGUGCCCGCACUUCUACUCCUGUUAUGGACUCCUAAUCCAUCUUCAGCAGUGGUGUGCAAUCAGACAGUAUGCGAUUGUUCUGGAAUCAAAGGUGAUCAAGGGUUUCCAGGGCCCCCCGGUAUUCCUGGCUUGCAAGGAGAGUACGGUGAAGACGGGCCUAUUGGACGUGUUGGACAGCCGGGGAUUCCAGGUGACAACGGGGAUAGAGGCGAUUACGGCGAUAAGGGUAUAAGAGGCAUCGAUGGGCCUUAUGGACCAAGAGGCGACACCGGUUUACAGGGUCCAUAUGGAGAACAAGGUAUUCCAGGUUUUCCCGGGUUGGAUGGCUGUAGUGGAAUAGAUGGAGUGACAGGACCACCUGGUAGAGUUGGUUUACCUGGUGAUAGAGGUUUACCUGGAGCGCCUGGUGAUAAAGGAUACCAAGGCAUGGCUGGUGAAGGAGGUGUAAACUCCAGAGGUGCAAAGGGAGACACGGGAGAAGCUGGUCGGCCUGGAAACCCUGGACCCGUAGGUUCAAUGGGUUGGACAGGUGAUAGUGGUCCCACAGGUCCUGAAGGUGAUCAGGGUAUGAUGGGUCUUCGGGGAGAACAAGGCGAGAGAGGCCAAGAAGGCGAAACCACAUUCGGCCCUCCUGGACCUAAAGGUGACCAGGGGCGAGUCGGUGAACCAGGACGACCUGCUGUUGUUGUUAUAACUAAUAACUUUCGACACAACGUAACUAUAAUCACUAAAGGUAGUAAAGGAGAAAAAGGCUUAGCAGGACAGCGGGGUGUAAAAGGUAUUAAAGGGAUGAUCGGCACUGUAGGUCUUCCUGGUCCUUACGGAUUCGAUGGUGUACAAGGCAUAAAGGGUGCUCAAGGUGACGAUGGUCCGAGAGGAAAACCAGGUCACCGUGGUAGGGACGGCGAUGCAGGUCCCAAAGGUGACAAAGGUGCACCAGGAUACGCUGGUGUGGAUGGAGCAGAUGGAGAAAAAGGACCGCGGGGUGAAGACGGCUUACUAGGAAAUCCUGGAAUUCAAGGACCUAUGGGAGAACCUGGAAUUUAUGACGAAAGACUAGAUGUGGCUCCGACGCAGGGCUCUUCAGGACCACAAGGUCCAGAAGGUCCUUUAGGCCCUCCUGGAGCACCAGGGUUACCUGGACUACGGGGCUUACGUGGUAUUGUGGGUCCAACUGGGCUCCCUGGAAUUAAAGGAAGGCCAGGAAGACCAGGAAGUCCGGGUACAUCUAUAAAAGGAGAACCAGGAAAUGAUGGCUUUAAAGGGCUACCUGGAUUUAAAGGGCAUUCAGGAGCACCCGGUCUACCAGGAGUGCUAGGACCCAAAGGCUUCAAAGGAGCGAGAGUUAUUGGACCCGAUGGUGAAGAUGGCGUACCUGGUGUAGAUGGCAUACCAGGAUUGCGUGGAAGUCGUGGUGACCAGGGUGAUUCGGGACCACCAGGAUUCCCAGGAAGAGGAGUCCACGGUGUUGGUCCUCCUGGGGAAACCGGUUCACCUGGACUUCCAGGAUCUGCAGGUGAUUUAGGUACUCCCGGGCGUCCGGGGUACCAUGGCCUCAAAGGAGAACAUGGUGAUGAUUGUCCUAUAUGUCUAUCAGGAGCACCUGGUCCAAAAGGCCAAAAAGGAGAUGAUGGUUUCCAGGGACGGAAAGGUAAUCCAGGACCUGAAGGAUUACCUGGAAUAAGAGGUAAUCAAGGUACAGCUGGCCGAACUGGACUGAAUGGACCAAAAGGACCCAAGGGAAAUAAGGGUGUGGAAGGUGCUAUGGGUCCGCAGGGGCCGAAAGGAGAAAGUGGAAAAGUGAUUCUUCCACCGGAGAACCUAAGACAAGCUGAAGUCGGAAAAAAGGGUGACAGGGGUUUCAAUGGUGCAGUGGGCUUACCAGGCGAUGCAGGUUGGCCCGGUCUACGUGGGGACAAUGGAGCAAUGGGUGUUAAGGGUCAAACAGGUAACACUGGAUUUCCUGGCUUGCCGGGAUCAAACGGAUCGAGAGGUCGUGAUGGACAGUCAGGCUAUCCAGGGCGGGACGCCUCAAUACCCAUUCAAUUUCUGACUGGAGAACCUGGAGAACAGGGAACAAAGGGAGAGGUAGGAGACCCAGGAGAAGAUGGUCUGCAAGGAGAGACAGGAGACUCUAGCGCUGAAGGGUUGCAUGCAAAAGGUGACAAAGGUUACCCAGGAGUGAUUGGACCAAAAGGAUAUCCUGGACUCAAAGGUGACAAUGGUGAUGCUGGUUUUGAUGGUUUCCCUGGAAUUCAAGGAGAUCAAGGACCAAUGGGUACAUCACAAAGGGGACUUAAGGGAUUUAAGGGUUAUCCAGGCCUUAAAGGAGAUAUGGGACCUUAUGGAAUACCAGGUCACCAAGGUAUUCCAGGAUCUGUUGGAUUUCCGGGCAACAGAGGAAAGAAAGGAUCACGUGGAGACGCGGGGCUUUCUAUUAUAAUGGGAGAAAAAGGUUUUGACGGAGUGGCUGGCACACGAGGAGAUGAUGGAGAUGAAGGAUAUGCAGGAAUACAAGGUAGAACUGGAAGCAUGGGACUGAAAGGGCAAAGCGGCCUAAAUGGAGAUAUAGGUCCAGACGGACCACCAGGACUAAAGGGAAGAAAGGGAAUGGAAGGGUCAGUCAUUAUUGGUCCGCCUGGAGCACCAGGAGCACCAGGGUUCCCCGGGCGAAUGGGAACUAUUGGAGAACCCGGUUUACAAGGUGCCAACGGUAUUCCCGGAGACAUAGGCCCUAAAGGAAUGAAAGGAAACACAGGUUUUACUGGUGUUCGUGGUAUCCCUGGUUUGAAGGGACGUAAUGGUAUAAAAGGUUUCGUUGGAAUAUCGGGAGCAGUUGGUUUUAAAGGAGACCAAGGUGAUCAUGGAGCAAUUGGCGCACCUGGUGCAGAUGGUUUCGAUGGCGGUGCUGGCCCUCCGGGACUUCCAGGAUUACCUGGAAUACCAGGAGAUGAUGGUUUUCCGGGAUAUUCUGGCAACGCCGGCAAGCCUGGUUUCAAGGGUAUCAGAGGUGACGGAGGCCUUCCUGGACCACAAGGAAUGCGGGGAGAUGAUGCUCGUGAAGGCAUGAAAGGUGACGAAGGUGAACGGGGUAGGAAUGGAAUAAAUGGGAGACAUGGUUUGAAGGGACCCAAAGGACUCCAAGGCGAUUUUGGUUUACAAGGAUUUGAUAUUGAAGGACCUCCUGGAAGGAAAGGUUCUGAAGGGGAUGCAGGUUAUAACGGACGACCCGGAGCUAAGGGUGAAAAAGGAUACAGGGGUGACUUUGGCUUAGUGGGACUGAGGGGUGACAUAGGUGAUAAGGGUUUCCCCGGAAUAUCAGGCAACCCAGGCAGACCAGGACUGAUAGGCAUUAGAGGUACGAAAGGAUUAGAUGGUAUUCCUGGCUUAAACGGUGUAAAGGGAGAUCAAGGUAUGAACGGUGAACCCGGGUUUAUGGGACCACCUGGUCUACCUGGUGAGAGAGGCAUCGCGGGCCCUGUUGGUCCACAAGGUGUCCCUGGAAUUAAAGGGGAAUCUGGUGAAACUGGUAGUUCUGAAACAUUCGUAGGAGAAAAAGGUGAUAUAGGUGAAAGAGGUAUGGAUGGUUUUCCUGGUUUACCUGGUGAUGUAGGUGAAGUUGGAUACUACGGAAUAAAAGGUAUUAAAGGCGAACGCGGAGACCAAGGCGCACAAGGAGAAUUUGGAGCUACUGGCUUACCUGGAUUCAGAGGUUUGACUGGAGAUCAAGGUCCACCCGGUUUACUUGGUAUUACUGCAGAUAAUGCUCCUAGAGGCGAACCAGGUAAACCAGGUUUUGAUGGAUUACCUGGAUGGCCGGGUCCAAUGGGACAAAAGGGUGCACCUGGAGAAUAUGGAAUCAAUGGUCCUGACGGGUUGCCAGGCCCGCCAGGUCUGUCAUUCCAAGGAAGUAAAGGAAUUAUAGGUAUGGUUGGACCACGAGGACGUCCGGGGACUCCUGGAAGACCAGGGGCAGAGGGACUUACGGGACUACCGGGCCUUCGUGGACUUAAGGGUGAUGCUGGAGAAGUUGGUGACGCAAUUAGUCCCAAAGGAGUAAUUGGAGAUCAGGGCCAACCAGGCUUUGACGGCCUAAAGGGGGCAAAAGGGGAACGAGGUGACGAUGGGUACAAUGGACGUGACGGAACCCGAGGUUUUCCAGGAUUGAAAGGUGUAAGAGGUGAUAUGGGAGAAGACGGAUUUUAUGGAUCGAUGGGACUUAAGGGUAGAAAAGGUGAACAGGGAGACUCAGUUCCUUAUUAUGAAAUCAAGCCUAGUCCAAGAGGUGAUGUUGGCUUACCAGGUCCUGUUGGACAACCAGGAAGAGAUGGAAUGCCUGGUAGCUUCGGUCGUGAUGGAGUACCAGGAAGAAAAGGAGAAAGAGGCGAAAUAGGACGCCCGGGCCUUGCAGGUGCUCCGGGUCUAAUAGGAGUAGAAGGCGCGAAGGGUGCCAGAGGUUUACAAGGUUAUGAAGGCGAGGUAGGUGCCCGCGGUCGCCCUGGCCGAGCAGCAGCUCAACCUAUACCAAAGGCUAGAGGAUUUUUCUUUACAAUUCACUCUCAAAGAAGAACUAUUCCGCAAUGUCCCUCAGGAACUGUACCACUUUGGAGUGGAUAUUCCCUCAUCCAUAUUAUAGCCAACGGCAAAGCACAUGGACAAGAUUUAGGUGCCGCUGGCAGUUGUUUACGCAAAUUCUCUACAAUGCCGUAUAUGUUCUGUAACUUUAACGAGAUAUGUAAUUUCGCUCAGCGUGAGGAUUAUAGUUUCUGGUUGUCCACACCGGAGCCUAUGCCAAUGACAAUGACACCUAUCCAAGCUGAAAACGUAAAAGACUACAUAUCCAGAUGUCAAGUUUGCGAAGCACCAACACGAAGUAUCGCCGUACAUAGUCAAAGCAACGAAGUGCCUUCAUGCCCUGCUGGUUGGAGAGAGUUGUGGCAAGGAUACAGUUUCUUAAUGCACACUGCCGGCGCAGACGCAUCCGGUCAGAGCCUAAUAUCCCCUGGUUCAUGUAUGAGUGAGUUCCGCGCACGACCAUUCAUCGAAUGCAACGGGUUAGGUCGCUGCAACUAUUUCGCAACAGCCAUUUCGUACUGGCUCUCUGUUAUUGAAGACAGCAAAAUGUUCGAUAAACCCAAGCAACAAACACUAAAGGCUGACCUUGUGUCAAAAGUCAGCAGGUGUGCUGUUUGCAUCAGAAAUUGGCCGGUACCUAAUAAAAAAACGGCCCCUAUACCUGUAGUUGGGGACCUGAAUUCGGUACCUAACGCAGCUAUUCGACAAACCGGUCAGCGAGCUCAGCGGCGACCGUAUCUCCGCGGUAAUGGGCCGCGCCGCCUUUACUCCACUCGUAUGGUACGCGGAAAACGUCGACAGUGA
Messenger RNA from Arctia plantaginis, 5421 nucleotides. Lineage: Eukaryota; Metazoa; Arthropoda; Insecta; Lepidoptera; Erebidae. The record is from the annotation of a GenBank genome assembly.